AUGAAUCUUAAUCAAAGACCCAUGAAUAGAACAUAUCGACUAGAGAAUAGUUCUUUCAGCAACCAAUCGGCAAAAUCUUCGAGAAAUCUUGUAAAUACAAAAGGAUCACCAACAACAUCGAUCUCACUUGCUAUAGACGAUCGUCGACAUUCCGAUGAAACAAAUGCAGAAAAACUUUUUACUGAUAUAGUUUUAUUUUGUCAACAAGAGAAUACACAUUUUGUUGAUGAUCAAUUUCCACCAAUAGCUCGUUCUAUUGGUUACAUUGAUGCAUUGAAAAAUUAUCCAUUACAAUGGUUAAGAAUAUCGGAAAUAUCUCCAUCGUCACAGUCAGAUCUUCGUUUGAAAUGGUCAGUUUAUUCAUCACCAAAACCAAGUGAUAUUCAACAAGGUACUCUCGGUGAUUGUUGGCUUAUGGCUGCAUUAGCUCUUAUUACUGAACGACCACAAAUGCUUGAACAUAUACUUUUAAUAAAGAAAAUUAAUAAUCAAGGUGUUUAUCUUGUACGUAUUUGUCAUAAUGGUUUAUGGAAAACAGUUAUUGUCGACGAUUGCUUUCCUUGUACACAAUACAAUCAACUUGCAUUUACCCAAGCACAUCGUCGUCAAUUGUAUGUUCCUCUAAUUGAAAAGGCCUGUGCAAAAUUAUUUGGUUCCUAUGCUGAUUUGAUCAGCGGACAAACUGAAGAAGGUCUUCAAUUGUUAACUGGUGCACCAUGUGAUCAUAUUGAUCUUAAUUCAAAGAAUCACACAAUAGAUAGUGAGAUGAUUUGGGCGAAACUUUUAUCGGCUUGUGAAUCUCAUCUGUUAAUUGGCGCAUCAACAGGUCGUUCGGAUAUUAGUGCUGAAGAAUAUACUCGAAAUAAUAUUCCGAGUAAUCAUGCAUUUUCUGUACUAGCCGCACAUUCAUUAUCAAAUAUUUCGAUGCAAUUUGUAUUAGUUCGAGAUCCACAUGCUCGUUCGAAUUAUUCAGAUGAAUCAAUUACACCAUAUAUUCUUACUAAAUUAAAUAAUAUCAAUAGAGAUUAUAUAUCACCAGGUGCUUUUUGGAUUUCUUGGCCGAAAUUUCUUCGUUUUUUCAAUUCAAUUACAAUAUCGUCUUACGCGACUGAUUACUUUGAUAUUCGUGAAGUCAAUCGUUUUACAAGAUCAUCUACACAAUUAAUUCCAACGUAUCAUUUCCAUUUAUCGAAAACAUCAUUGGUUAAUAUUAGUUUAAUAUACCAUCGUGAAAAUCGUCGAAUAAGAAAUACGCACACACAAUCAUUUGUAUUAUGUAAUGUUGAACAAGGACCAUCGAAAGAUGUUGGAACACGUCAAGCUAUAUUAUGUACAAGUCGUGGAGCAUUUACUCAUUGGAUUGGCUCUUUAACAUCGGGCUUUUAUGUACUUAUUCCAUUUUCAACUAGUUUCUGGAAUGAUGAUCAUCAGCCUAUUAAAGAUUAUACUCUAGUCAUGCAUUCAAAAGUUCAAAUAAAUGUCCAGGUUACUCCCGAACCAGCAGCACUCUUAGCCGACUGUUUAAUUGCUUCUGUUUUAAAAAAUAAUAUUCCACCGCAAAGGGGAAAAGAUUAUACGUAUUACGUAACAACAAAUCAAUAUGAUUUUAUAAUGUUUGUCGCUGAAAAUUUAUCACCAACUGAUUUUUUAAAUCUUGAGAUCGAUUCAAAUGAUAGUAGACAUGUUCGUAAUUCACGAAAAUCCCUAUCGACUUUUGAUUGUAUUCCACCGCGUCAUAGACAAAUUACUUUUCUUAUCGAAUGGACAACAAAUGAACAAGGACAAAAAGCAAAAAUGGAUUAUUUAUAUAGAUCUCAACAUGUCAAACAAUCGAAUCCGUCCGUACCAGAAAUAUAUAAUAUUCAGAAUAAUUUUCAUUCGUUUCGACCUUUUUGA
This is a messenger RNA of Rotaria socialis, 1896 nucleotides long. Lineage: Eukaryota; Metazoa; Rotifera; Eurotatoria; Philodinida; Philodinidae. The record is from the annotation of a GenBank genome assembly.